AUGGCGGCAAAAAGGGCAGUAUUGCAGUGUGGAGAUUGUGAAACUCUACUUAAGUCCGCAGAAGAAGCUCAACAGCAUGCAAAGAACACAUGCCACACCAACUUCCGUGAGUCGAAUGAAGCCAUUCUCACCCUCGUGUGCACUGUUUGUCGCAAAACUUGCACCUGUAAAACUUUAGUAAGUUUUAUGACAAUUGUACCAUCCAUACAGCUUAGGAAUGUUGCCACUGAAAUUCUUGGAAAUACUAUUCCUCUUACAGAGAGUGAUUUUCAUGCGAAGAGGACUGGGCAUACUGAAUUUCAGGACAGGACGGAAGAGGCGGUGGAAGAGGAGGCAAGAAGAGUCCUGGUGAAAUACUGUCAGAAACUGGCAGAAGCUAUUAAGAGUUCAUUGCCAGUCAGUCCAGCUACAAAAGCUGAGCAGAUGAGUGAGUGCCUGCGGACUAUCAAACAGAAUCAAAUGGAUGAUGAGGCCAAACUCAAGACCGCUUUUAACACACUGCUAACUUUUGCUAAGAAUGUGGCGACAAAUCCGGAUGAGGAGAAAUACCGUAAAAUUAGACUCAGUAAUGCUCUUUUCCAGGAUAGGGUUGGCAAACUGCAAGGAGGCAUCGAAUUUCUUGAGCUAUGUGGAUUUGAAAGAAUUGAAGGGGGUGAAUUCUUGUACUUGCAAAGAGAAAAAGUGGACAUGGAUGUGCUUUAUUCAGCUGGGAAUGAGUUGAACAAUGCAAUUAUGUAUGAUUCAUACAUUAGUUAAACAAUAAAAGAAAGCGUAUCAAGUUGUGUAAGUAUAACAUGGUUUCUCUUUAUAUAUGGAUAGGGAUUUCGAAGUGAUGAUGAGGUUGGAAGAUAUAUUUUUCUUUUUGAAUUUAAAUGGAGAAACAUGAUUAGUUAGAAUUCAUAUAGUCAAUCCCAAUUUGUUUGAGACUGAAGUAUAAUUGAUAUUGUGGUUGUUGUUGCCUGAAUUUUCUUUUAGGUAGAAAAUAAUAAAACAAAGCGUAUCAAGUUGUGUAAGUAUAGCAUGGUUUCCCUUUGUAUGGAUAGGGAUUUCGAAGUGGUGAUGAGGUCGGAAGAUUUGGUGAUGAGGUUGGAAGAUUUUUUUUUUUUUUUUUUGAAUUUAAAUAGAGAAACAUGAUUAGUGAAAAUUCAUAUAGUCGAUCCCAGCUUGUUUGAGACUGAAGUAUACAAACGAUAUAGUAUCCGGAGAUUUUCAAGAUAAAAAUUAAAUGUGAGUAAAAGAAUUUUUUGUCUAUUGCACUUGCGCAUAGGAGGUCCAUCGAAACUUCAUGGGGAUGAAAAACGGA
Messenger RNA from Lycium barbarum (goji berry), 1303 nucleotides. RefSeq lists its product as uncharacterized. The coding region runs from base 1 to 756 and encodes 251 amino acids. The transcript is spliced from 6 exons. The record is from RefSeq and is a predicted model, not a curated record. Lineage: Eukaryota; Viridiplantae; Streptophyta; Magnoliopsida; Solanales; Solanaceae.